AGAAAUGGGGACAAUCCACCCACCGGCUGUAGGCUAGUGAGUCAGAGCUCAACAGAACGCAUUGACCACAGUUUAGUGUAACUUCCUUAUAACUGACUUGACUGUUUACUGCUCCUGCGGUAGCCUACCCGCUUAUUGUUUAGUUUAGUUUAAUUCUGUAAAUAUCGCAACGUACUGUAGCGUUGUUUCCGUAGGGGAUAACGAAACCGACCGAGAGGCCAAAGUUCCGUUCGACAGACGUGACAAAUGAUAGUGUGGAACAUGCUGCAGCUCUAUUCGCCAAAUGGAAUGGACUACCUACUUAUGUAGCCUACACGAGAACACGAUCUGUUAGGCUAGGUAGUUGUGAAUAAUCGAGAAAAUGACAUUCGUGAUGAACGGGAAAAUGGACUGGUUGUAUCAGCGAUGCCACAGGGAAUCUAUUAAUCAGUCUUUCUUCCGUCCUGGAUUUUUAAUAAUAUGUUUGGGGAUGCUGCUGACCCUUGUCAUGUACCCUGCACUAAGGACUCUGGGUUUUCAGCUACACUCAGCACUAACUGGGAGCUACAUGUCAGGGCAUCACUCAGUGAUCCUCAUCAACUGUCCCAACGAGCAAGCUGCAAAGGACAUAAGCAGAGCCAUAAUGGAGAGAAGACUGGCUGCAUGUGUCAACAUAUUCCCCAAGAGCUACACCAUGUACUACUGGAAGGGUGAAAUACAGGAUGCCACAGAAAUUCUGCUGAUGGCAAAGACAAGGACUUCCAAAAUCCAGAGGCUUAAAGACUUUGUGAAGUCUGUUCACCCAUAUGACGUUCCUGAGAUUUUGAGUUUCCCUGUGGAGGACGGGAGUCUAUCGUACAUGAAGUGGAUAGAUGAUGCUGUCCCAGAUGACUGACCUUGCACGGCUUAAUUUGGAGCUCUGGGCUUAGGGUGUGACCGAUUUAGGGCCCCCAAAGGUCCCACUCAUGAAGGUGGAUCAUAAAUCUGAGGUCUACCAUAACAGUAGUUUCAAUUUGAUGAAAAAGGUUAAACCAUCCCCGGAAAGUUUUUAGGGUAUUAUGCAUUUUGGUUGGGUGAAUAUUGUAAUAUUUUUCCAGUCCACAGGCUAGUGAUGUUUGUUGCAUGCAUUUCAGCCUGUAUUUUCAAUCAAUGCAUCCAUUAUCAUGGCUCAAAGACUCAAAACUGUCCAUUACUAAUACUAAUUCUAAUUUACGUAGUGUUUCUGUAAUUUUAUUAAUUAUAUUUUAUGAUAAACAAAUAUGGUCAUACAUAGGCAAAACAUUUUCUUUUAUGAAGACAGCUAAACAAAACAUUCAUAUAUUGAUUUUACUAAUUAUUUACUAAGUCCAUGAAGCCAAAGAAAGUUCAAGAUUAAGCUUCCGAGGUAUCCAUGACAAGCACUGAAACAAACUGUGAAAUAUUGGCCAAGACUCCUGACAAUUUCAGGCGCUGGGUCCGGGUUCUUGCAGUGCUGCCUGCCAGCAUUUCCACUGAGGUUAUCCAUUGUGCAGCUGGAAAAUUUGUCAGAUUAGUGGCGAAUUAAGCAGUCACCCUCCCACCUCAUCUCUCUGGGAACAUGUCUGACAGCACGUAAUCCUCAGGGCAGAUGGGUGAAAUAGUUUGCACUGCAAUGGAUGAACUUGCUAUAAUUCUACACUGAAUAGAUAGGAAUGCUGUGUAUUUACAUGUAUUUUUCCUUUUUGUUUUCCAUACCUUAUAUUUACAUGAUUUUAUUAAAGGUACAGAUUUCAUUUCUAAAGAACGUAUUUAUUGACCUUUGUAUUACUAGCAUCAAUUUUACAGGUUUAACUGGUAAGUAACCAAAGACAUUGAAUGAGUACAAAAUAAAAAAGCAUUUUAGGGAGUCCCAUG
Molecule: messenger RNA, 1851 nt
Organism: Anguilla anguilla (European eel)
Lineage: Eukaryota; Metazoa; Chordata; Actinopteri; Anguilliformes; Anguillidae
Product: protein CutA homolog
Exons: 6
Coding region: 362-874 (170 amino acids)
Biological process (GO): response to metal ion
Molecular function (GO): copper ion binding
Source: RefSeq, a predicted model, not a curated record